This is a messenger RNA of Nelumbo nucifera (sacred lotus), 1856 nucleotides long. Its product is annotated as serine/threonine-protein kinase AFC3. Gene Ontology annotation, cellular component: nucleus. Gene Ontology annotation, molecular function: protein serine/threonine kinase activity; ATP binding. Lineage: Eukaryota; Viridiplantae; Streptophyta; Magnoliopsida; Proteales; Nelumbonaceae. Gene Ontology annotation, biological process: protein phosphorylation. The record is from RefSeq and is a predicted model, not a curated record.
CCUGAGGGUAGCGCCACUCGAGUUUCGGUAGCAGUCUCCGAUAAAUAUUGAUGUUCCCCCACUGACUCAUACCCCUUCGCUUUAGCCUUUUCUCUUGUGUUGUGCGCUUCUCUCUCCAUCUCUCUUCGCUUCUCUGUCGACAAACAAACAAAGAAAACAAAAAACUGUAUAUUUUCUUGAGAUUUUUGUAGGGAUCGUUUUGUUGCAGAGGGAGGAGAUACAGAGAUAAGAGAAAGAUCGGAGUCGUCUAUGGUGACGAUCGAAUUGGAAGAGAUGGAAAGACAACGAACGAGAAAACGCCCCCGCCUGGCGUGGGAUGUUACGCCUGCCGAAGCAGAGGUUGGUUUGGAUCUGUGUGAAGUUGAGUUAGGGUUAGGGUUUCGAAGGGCGCCCGGUGGCAUCCAUGAGAGACAAUAUAAAGCUAGGGCUGCUCGGCUGCCGACCUUCACUAAAGGGACUUUGGUUCGCCCUGCGUCGCCGCCGUGGAGGGAGGACGAUCGGGAAGGGCAUUAUGUGUUCAAUCUAGGGGAGAAUCUGACUCCAAGAUAUAAAAUCCUUAGCAAGAUGGGUGAAGGCACAUUUGGCCGUGUUUUGGAAUGUUGGGAUCGUCAAACACGAGAGUAUGUGGCAAUCAAAGUAGUCCGAAGCCUAAGAAAAUACCGUGAAGCAGCAAAAAUUGAAAUCGAUGUGCUUCAGCAUCUAGCUAAGAAUGAUAGAGGUGGCUCCUGCUGUGUGCAGAUUCGAGACUGGUUUGACUAUCGCAAUCACAUAUGUAUUGUGUUUGAGAGGCUUGGACCAAGUUUGUUUGAUUUUCUACGGAGAAAUAAAUACUGCCCAUUUCCUGUGGAUCUUGUCCGGGAGUUCGGACGUCAGCUUUUGGAGUCUGUAGCAUAUAUGCAUGAUUUACGUCUAAUUCACACUGACCUGAAGCCAGAAAAUGUACUUCUUGUGUCUUCUGAGUAUGUAAAGCUGCCAGGGUAUAAGAAGAAUUCUUCAGAUGAGGUGAAUUUCAGGUGCUUGCCAAAGUCAAGUGCCAUAAAGCUGAUUGAUUUUGGUAGUACUACCUUUGACAAUCAGGAUCAUAGCUCCAUUGUUUCUACAAGGCAUUACCGAGCACCAGAAGUCAUUUUAGGUUUAGGAUGGACUUAUCCUUGUGAUCUGUGGAGUAUUGGUUGCAUACUUGUUGAACUUUGUUCGGGUGAAGCAUUGUUUCAGACCCAUGAGAACUUGGAGCAUUUAGCGAUGAUGGAGAGAGUAUUGGGACCAUUGCCAGAGCAUAUGAUUCGGAAAGCCAACCGUGGUGCUGAGAAGUAUUUCAGACGAGCAAGGUUAAAUUGGCCUGAAGGAGCUGUUUCAAGAGAAAGUAUUAGGGCAGUGAAGAAACUUGACCGUCUGAAGAAUCUGGUCUCACAACAUGUUGAAUCUUCAAGUGCCUCCUUAACAGAUUUACUACAUGGCCUGCUAAAAUUUGAGCCAUCAGAACGACUAACAGCUCGAGAAGCCCUUAACCACCCUUUUUUUAGAAAUCCAACUUGAGUAAGGAAACGAAGAGAUAGAGCAGUAGGCAGCAUCAGAAGAAACCAAAUUUCCUUUGGACCCUCUCAGCUGUCUUUGGAAGAUAAGAAGCCGACCAGGGGGUGGGCCCCCGCAGCUUAACAUGUGCCCUUCCAAAUUAAUUUUGGCAUAACCGAGAAUGGGAUUCUUAUUUCUUGCACUAGAGAGCAUAUUCCCUCUUUGUACGCAAUAUGAUUAUGUAUGCCAUCAUAAAAUUAUGUUGUACUAAAAGGUGGUUUGUAAAUAGAUCAAGGUUCGUCUGAUAAAAAAUAGAUAGAGCAAGGUUCGUUUCACAUCACUUA